This is a messenger RNA of Bufo gargarizans (Asiatic toad), 1492 nucleotides long. RefSeq names its product RAB6B, member RAS oncogene family (gene RAB6B). The record is from RefSeq and is a predicted model, not a curated record. The coding region runs from base 134 to 760 and encodes 208 amino acids. Gene Ontology annotation, molecular function: GTP binding; GTPase activity. The transcript has 8 exons. Lineage: Eukaryota; Metazoa; Chordata; Amphibia; Anura; Bufonidae.
AUCUCCAGCCUCCAUUCAGCAUCGCAGUCUCCAGAGCAGACACACAGGACCAAGAGAAGAGAAGACCAUCCUGCAGAAAGGGAUUUGGCUGCUCUUUUUCCUGGUCCUGUCUCCUGGUCCUUCCCCGAGCAUCAUGUCUGCAGGGGGAGAUUUUGGAAACCCACUGAGGAAAUUCAAGCUGGUAUUUCUAGGAGAACAGAGCGUUGGAAAGACGUCUCUCAUCACGAGGUUCAUGUAUGACAGUUUUGACAACACGUAUCAGGCUACCAUUGGAAUAGACUUUCUGUCAAAGACAAUGUAUUUGGAGGAUCGGACGGUCAGACUGCAGCUCUGGGACACAGCCGGACAAGAGAGGUUCCGCAGCCUCAUCCCAAGUUAUAUCCGCGACUCCACCGUGGCUGUGGUAGUAUAUGACAUUACAAACUUGAAUUCCUUCCAUCAAACAUCUAAAUGGAUUGAUGAUGUCAGAACAGAGCGAGGAAGUGACGUCAUAAUUAUGCUGGUUGGAAAUAAGACCGAUCUUGCAGACAAAAGGCAGAUCACCAUUGAGGAAGGAGAACAACGGGCUAAAGAGCUGAGUGUCAUGUUUAUUGAAACUAGUGCCAAAACCGGAUACAAUGUUAAACAGCUGUUUCGUAGGGUGGCUUCUGCCUUGCCAGGCAUGGAGUGCACAGAGGAAAAGACCAAGGAUGGAAUGAUUGACAUAAAACUUGACAAACCCCAAGAACCGCAAGUUGCUGAUGCUGGGUGCUCUUGUUAAUAUGCAGCGCAUGACAGGUGAGAGGCCAGAGGACAUGUGCUUAGCCCCAAGAUGCUUCCUAUUGGUUAGCCUGGAAAAACAAACAUUCGGAAACCACAUCUAGAGAAGUUCAAGAUCCACCACUGUUCCUGAUCUCUUCUUUCCCUGGAGACCUAGUUUGCCUUUUGUCUACUUUCUUUGGUUCCUGUGUUGGUCUUGAGUCUUUCCCCCUCUCUUCAGAGAUGUUUGACUCAUUUCACGUUUAUUCCACCAUGUCUCUUCUUUCUGACCCUCCUGUGCUCACAUUCCCAGUUCCUUCUAAAUGCACCUUGAGAUUAUUUGCUAACACGUGUACAGUAUCACUCUCUUACUACCAAACAACUAGAUGUAGAAACCUAGAACAGUUCACCAAGUGGCUUAAACUCUACUGACUAGUAAAAGCCAAGAAUAGCCAAAUAAGUGUAAAUUAACUUGAUCUAAAUGCACACGAUCUCCCCAGUAGUUCACUAAGAUUAAUCUGAUUGAAUUUGUAAGUUUCUUUUCUCUCCCCCUUUCACACCAAAACUGUUUCCCUUCUUAUAAGAAUACAAAAAAGUUCCUGCUGUUCCUAACAUUGACCUUCUAUUUUUAUUUUCACUUUUUUGUUGUAAUAUAUAUAUAAUUGUACUUUAUUAAAAUUGCCAAAAACUAUAUGACGGGAUGUGUGUAGCACAUUGUAAUUUAAGGGGUUGCGUUUCAUCAGGAGACACAGGU